Messenger RNA from Gamsiella multidivaricata, 822 nucleotides. RefSeq lists its product as uncharacterized. Gene Ontology annotation, molecular function: DNA-binding transcription factor activity, RNA polymerase II-specific; protein dimerization activity; RNA polymerase II cis-regulatory region sequence-specific DNA binding. Lineage: Eukaryota; Fungi; Mortierellomycota; Mortierellomycetes; Mortierellales; Mortierellaceae. The transcript has 2 exons. The record is from RefSeq and is a predicted model, not a curated record. Bases 1 to 822 code for a protein of 273 amino acids. Gene Ontology annotation, biological process: regulation of transcription by RNA polymerase II.
AUGGACUCGACCCCUUCAGGACUGGUAGCCAAGUCAGCACAUCGGACAAGUCGGGAUGGGUUCGACCCGCUGCAGGUGACAGGGCGCAGGAAGAACAAGACAGAUUUUGAAAUCAAAAACGGGGUGUUGAAUGGCAGUGCAAACGCGGAUGCAAAUGCCAGUACAGAGGAGAAGAGCGACGCCUUGAAACAGGAAGGGGCUAGUCCAUCGCCUUCAAUACAACAGCAACAGCAAAAGGCAGAAUCAGCACGCUCCCCAACUCCGUCGCAGACUAAUUCAGCUCAGCCACGAUCAGGAAAAAAGCCCCAUCAUGAAUUGCUGACCGAAGCAGAGAAGAAGGCGAACCAUAUUGCAUCUGAGCAGAAGCGUCGACAGAAUAUUCGAGUGGGAUUCGAUUCGUUAGUCGAGAUUGUGCCAGAGCUGGGCGAUUCUCAUCGGAGUGAGGCUGUCAUUCUUCAGAAAUCUGUCGAAUACAUUCACCGGCUUCUCAAUCAGAAGAAUGAGCUCAAGAGCAGAGUGCGUGAGCUACAGGUGCAUCUGGGUGACCCUGUGGAUGACUUUGAUUCUGUAAGUGCCUCAUUCUGCUUUUGUGUGUCGAUAGAAGGGUGGAACGUGCUUUUCACAUGCAUUUGUAUAUUUGUUGAUGUCGAUUGCUUUCAUUCCGCGCAUUCAUUUCGCCCAUGGUCGCACGAAUACGACAUUAAACUUACUACUGCACACACUGUAGGCAUCGGACAUGGAGGUCGAGCAAGGCGAAUAACAUCAGCCAACCCUCUUGCCCUAGAAUCCAUGCAAGCAUCAAUCAACUUUGGUAUUCUUUAG